ACUACAAAUAUCCCGGCCGCUCGCAUUGCCAUUGAAACAAGAAAAGCCUCCUCAUAGCCUAAAACAUCCUGUCCAAUGGCGGCAUCAUCUCAAAAACAACUCUCAAUGCUCUUCCUCAUAGCUUAUGUACUUCUCAUGCUUAUCAUGCAAGAAGUGUCUCGUCCUGCUUCAUCCAAAAGCUCUCCUCUAUUGGCCUUUGCUCUCUCAGGUAGCCAAACAAGAGUUGAGGAAGUGGAGGCACUCCUCAAAUGGAAAUCUAAGCUCAACAGCGAGAGUCGCUCUAUCUUGUCUUCAUGGAAUGGAAGCAACCCUUGUUCUUGGCGUGGACUCAGUUGCAGUCCUCUCGGAAGCAUCAUCACUUUGAACCUCUCGAGCUCCGCCAUCCAUGGUACACUUCACGAUCUUGAUUUCUCCUCAUUGCCUAACUUGGUCACCCUUAAUCUUGCCAACAAUUCACUGUUUGGGAACAUCCCCUCGAGCCUUGGCAAUCUUUCCAAGCUUGCUUACCUAGACUUUUCUCAAAACCACCUUUCUGGGCACGUUCCAACCCAACUCGGAUUGAUGCGCUCUCUAGAAGUUCUGAGAUUGUCGUCAAACAACAUCACUGGUCCAGUCCCCGGCUCUAUAGGAAGUUUGAAUAACUUGAUUUUCUUAUACCUCCAGUACAACAAGAUCUCCGGAUUCAUCCCUCGAGAAGUAGGAAUGCUCAAAUCUCUCAAGGAUCUGUUUCUACAACACAACCGUAUCGCUGGUCUAAUUCCUUCUUCCAUUGGAAAUAUGAGCAGCUUGACGAAGUUAUGGCUUAUGAAUAAUGAUCUUAUCGGGUCCAUUCCAGUAGAAAUAGGGAUGUUGGGGUCUCUUAGUGAGCUUGAUUUAUCAGACAAUUACCUCAGUGGAUCUAUCCCGAGAACUCUAGGAAACUUGAGCAAUUUAUGCUUUCUUUACUUCUAUGAGAACCAACUCUCUGGCCACAUACCUGAAGAAGUUGGAGGAAUGAAAUCCCUCAUACAUUUUGAGCUUUUAAACAAUGAUCUAACAGGUUUAAUCCCGCCAUUAAUAGGGAACUUAAGUGCCUUAGAAAAUCUUUUUCUUUUCCACAAUAUGCUUUCCGGUCCUAUUCCUCUGGAAAUCGGAAACCUUAGAUCUCUCUCUGUACUUUUUCUCUUCUCUAAUAAUCUCACAGGAUCCAUCCCGGAAACGAUUGGGAGGCUGGGCAACUUGACCGUGUUGUCCCUCUAUGAAAACAAUAUCUCCGGCCCUAUACCUUCUAAUAUCGGAAACUUAACCAAGCUUGAACGAAUGUACUUGUUCCAAAAUAAGUUGUCAGGUCCGAUUCCGAAAGAGAUGGGAAGGCUAGGACUCCUUGUUAAGCUGUUUCUAUUGCAGAAUAGCCUUGAGGGCUCUCUUCCAAUUGAGUUCAACAAUCUCACAUCCCUCAACAGCCUACAACUAUCCGACAACCAGCUUGUCGGCCAAUUGCCAAUGAAUAUGUGCAACGGUCAAGUUCUUGUAAAUUUCACUGCUCAAAACAAUUACUUCAUGGGACCGCUACCAAGAAGCCUGAAAAAUUGUACGAGUUUGUAUAGAGUCAUGCUCCAAAAUAACCAGCUAAAGGAUAACAUUUCUGAUGUUCUUGGCAUAUACCCCAACUUAAAUUACCUUGACUUGAGCAAUAACGAAUUUUACGGAGAGCUUCCACCAAGAUUGGGCGCAUGGAGCAAUUUGAUGAGCCUGAAAAUCUCCGACAAUAAAUUAUCAGGCAUGAUACUGCCUGAUCUUGGAAAGAUGACUCAAUUACAUGUAUUAUAUGUAUCUUCGAAUAAUUUUGUUGGGGAAAUUCCAAAAGAACUUGCAAAAAUGCAGUUUCUGCUAGAGCUUUGGCUCGACGGCAACCAUCUCGCAGGCCAUAUUCCUCGUGAAAUUGGAGCAUUGUCUGACCUUGAAGAAAUUAACAUUGCCGGAAACAAGUUAAGUGGCUCAAUCCCCAGAGAGCUUGGAGAGUGUUUGAAACUUCGGUAUCUAAAUCUAAGCAGAAAUAAUCUUGAGCAGAGCAUUCCACUUGAGAUUGGCAAUCUGCAGUUUCUUCAAAGUCUCGAUCUAAGUCGAAAUUUUCUUACUGAAGAUAUACCUCGACAACUUGGAACAUUGCACAGUUUGGAUACACUCAAUCUCUCACACAAUCAAUUGUCGGGUUCAAUUUCACCGACUUUCGAUGAUAUGACUUUCCUGAUAUCUGUUGAUGUAUCAUAUAAUGAGCUAGAGGGUCCUUUACCAAACAUUCCAGCCUUUCGUAAUGCUACAAUUGCUUCUGUAAGAGAGAACAAAGGCUUGUGUGGAAAUAUUACGGGUCUCAUGCAUUGUCCAAGGAGGGCGACAAAAGGGAAAGACAGAGAUAAAAAUAUCCUGCUCAUUUUACUCCCUAUUUCUGGUUGCCUGCUUGCUUUGUUUCUUGUUGGGUGUGUUUUAUGCAUUGUAUCCCGACGAACAAGGCGAGGAGAGACUGACUUGAUAGAAGGGAGCCGUGAAUGUAUGUUUGAAAUAUGGAACUAUGAUGGAAGAACGGUGUAUAAGAACAUUAUUGAAGCCACUGAGGAAUUCGAUGCCAAAUAUUGCAUUGGCGUGGGAGGACAAGGGAGAGUUUAUAAGGCCAAGUUACAGACAGGUGAGAUUGUUGCUGUUAAAAAACUCAACGAAGCUCCGAAUGUUGAAAUGGCCAGUCGAAAAGCAUUCGAAAGGGAGAUUCAUGCUUUGACAGAAGCCCGACACCGAAAUAUUAUCAAGCUAUAUGGCUUUUGCUCGAGCUCGAGCCAUUCAUUUUUGGUUUAUGAGUUUCUUGAAUUGGGCAGCUUGGAGGAUAUUUUGAAGAGUGAACAAAGGAUAACAACGUUCGACUGGAAUAAGAGAGAGAAUGUUGUCAAAGGUGUGGCUAAUGCUUUGUCCUAUAUGCACCAUGAAUGCUAUCCCCCAAUAAUUCAUCGAGACGUAUCAAGCAAGAAUAUUUUACUAGAUGAAGAAUAUGAAGCUCACGUCUCGGACUUUGGCACAGCUAAGGUCCUAAAACCUGAUUCAUCCAACUGGACUUCGUUUGCAGGCACAUUUGGAUAUGCAGCUCCAGGUAAAUUCUUUUCAUGAGAUUUUACUUCUUUUCAUUCCUAAGUAUGUGAUGUUUCCCACAUUCAACAAAUCCUACUUAAAAGAUAUAUGAAUAAUUUGGCUUCAUUUGUUUAACAGUUACCUAACAUAAAAUUCAACGUUCUUCAAAUGUUUUCCUUUGAGCAGAGUUACUGAUAUGUAAGUCACGUUAAAGGAUAAGACAAACUGUUGUGUGAAUGGGAAUUAUUCAAAUCACAUUGAAAUCUAAAGAAAGUAUAACGUGAUUUGCAGUAGAGAAUAGUUAGCUAUGAUGAAGAGUUGGUGAGAGUUGUUACUUUCAUGAAAUUAUAUUCCCUAUAAUUUGAAUAUUCAACCGGUUUAUGUCCUUCUCACAUAUUAUUUUUCAAGACAAUAACAUUCAAGA
Molecule: messenger RNA, 3517 nt
Organism: Eucalyptus grandis
Lineage: Eukaryota; Viridiplantae; Streptophyta; Magnoliopsida; Myrtales; Myrtaceae
Product: probable leucine-rich repeat receptor-like protein kinase At1g35710
Exons: 1
Coding region: 76-3132 (1018 amino acids)
Biological process (GO): protein phosphorylation
Molecular function (GO): protein kinase activity; receptor serine/threonine kinase binding; ATP binding
Source: RefSeq, a predicted model, not a curated record